AUGGCUCGAUUGAGAAGGAUAUCUAAUGUGCGCAAUCGGAAAGCCGCAAAGGCCAUUAGUAUAGUGUUAGGACUAUUGCUUGUCUAUUUUUCGUUGUUGAUUCAGUUGCUUGAGCUUUUGGUAUUGAGAAGGUUAUUAGAGCCUAGGAGACCUCGGAAUACCCCUUUAGAUAACAUAUUUGAUCGUCAACAUGAUAGGAGGCGUUAUAUGAGGCGCACGCUUGAACUUUCUGAUAGUCGAUGUAUUCAUAAGCUUCGGAUGAACCGAACCUUGUUUAGGAAGUUGUGUGAAUUACUUGUCAGUGAGGGGGGGUUAAAUGGUACGGAUGAUGUAGGCAUAGAUGAGAUGGUGAUGAUUUUCUUGGUCACAAUUGGACACAACGUCAAGAACAGGAUCCUACAACAAGAUUUCUGUAGAUCGGGGCAAACCAUUUCAAAAGUAUUCCAUAUGGUCCUUCGUUCUAUUCUCCGACUCCAUCCCAUCCUAAUACCCCAGCCAACACCUAUACCAGAAAACUCUGAUGAUGCAAAGUGGAAAUUCUUUAAGGGCUGCUUAGGGGCACUAGAUGGGACACAUAUCAAGGUCCGUGUAAGGCUUGAAGACCAGCCUAGAUAUCGAGACCGCAAGGGGACUGUUUCAAUGAACGUUUUGGGGGUCUGUAAUUCAAAUCUCGAGUUCGUAUAUUGCUUAGCUGGUUGGGAAGGUUCAGCUCAUGAUGGGAAGGUCCUUAGAGAUGCAUUGCUAAGGCCAAAUGGGUUGCGGGUUCCGAAAGGCACGUAUUACUUGUGUGAUCAAGGUUAUAGCAAGUGUGAAGGAUUCUUAACACCAUACCGUGGGCAACGGUAUCAUCUCAAGGAGUGGGGAGGAUUACGCCCUAAGAAAGCGGAAGAAUACUUCAACAUGAAGCAUGGCAGUGCAAGAAACAGUAUUGAGCGUGCUUUCGGUAUCAACAAAAAUAGAUGGGCUGUCCUAAGAGAUGCGAGUUGGUUCUCCCCUGAAGUGAUGGUCCAGAUCGUGAAUUCUUGCUAUUUGUUGCAUAAUUUUAUCAAAAGAGAGGCAGGUGUUGACGCAUUUGAGAGGGAUUACGUGGACACUGAACCUGAGCAGUAUCCUUCUGCCUAUGCCGAGCACAUUGAGGAUGUAAUAUCUGUAGUUCAGCCUUCAGACCAGUGGACUAACUUUAGGGAUAAGCUAUCACAAGAAAUCUGGUCAAAUAGGAGUGGUAGAAGAUGA
Molecule: messenger RNA, 1233 nt
Organism: Linum trigynum
Lineage: Eukaryota; Viridiplantae; Streptophyta; Magnoliopsida; Malpighiales; Linaceae
Source: the annotation of a GenBank genome assembly